Molecule: messenger RNA, 1845 nt
Organism: Thermothelomyces thermophilus ATCC 42464
Lineage: Eukaryota; Fungi; Ascomycota; Sordariomycetes; Sordariales; Chaetomiaceae
Exons: 3
Coding region: 1-1845 (614 amino acids)
Biological process (GO): transmembrane transport
Molecular function (GO): transmembrane transporter activity
Source: RefSeq, a predicted model, not a curated record
AUGCCGUCACCAACCACGGCAGGACCCCCAAGGUCCGCCGAGAUCACUGAUGCGGACCACGGACGGCCAGGCACGAGCGAGGCACCGGCCUCGGGCGUCCCCCACGCACACAACCUUGCCGCCGGUCACGAAGGCUAUUUCAGCAGUGAUGACACCACCCGAGCCCCAUCGACGGCAGGAGACGAGACCGAGAAGGCGUGGGAGGCGGCCACAGCAACCGGCGAGAAUGAGAAGAAGGAUGUCAGGGCGACCGGCGAUAGCGUUCGGGACGAGCCCGUCGGGCAGGAGGACGGCGGGGAGGAGGAGAUGGAGUAUCCCACAGGGCUACCGUUCGUCUUCAUCAUCAUUGCCUUGGUGCUCAGCAUCUUCCUGGUUUCUCUUGACAUGACAAUCGUGGCGACGGCCAUCCCCAAGAUAACCGACGAGUUCCAUGGCCUAGAAGACGUCGCCUGGUAUAGUUCUGCCUUCUUCAUGACGGUCGGCGGCUUCCAGUCGACAUGGGGCAAGGUGUUUAAGUACUUCCCUCUCAAGAUCAGCUUCUUCAUCUCCAUCUUUGUCUUCGAACUCGGGAGCCUGAUCUGCGGCGUGGCGCCAAACUCGACGGCGCUGAUCGUCGGACGCGCCAUCGCCGGGGUUGGCGCUGCCGGCAUCGGCUCCGGGGCCUAUACGAUCAUCGCCUUCGUCGCACCGCCCAAGAAGCGGCCCGUCUACACCGGCAUCGUGGGCACCUCGUACGGCAUCGCCGCCGUGGUCGGACCCCUGAUCGGCGGUGCCUUUUCCGACCACGUCACUUGGAGGUGGUGCUUCUACAUCAACCUCCCCAUCGGCGGCGUCUCCCUCGCCCUCAUCUUCUUCUUCUUCACCACACCCAAGGGAGCCAAGCCGGUCGAGGCGAGCCUGAAGGAGAAGAUUCUCCAGACGGACCCGCUCGGCACAGCGCUCGUCAUGGGCGGCGUCAUCUCGUACAUCCUGGCGCUCCAAUACGGCGGCCAGACGAAGGCUUGGGACAGCAGCACGGUCAUUGGGCUGAUCGUCGGCUGCGUCGUCAUCUUCAUCGUCUUCGGCUUCUGGGAGUUCUACAACGGCGAGCGUUCCAUGAUCGUCCCGCGCCUCUUCUUCCACCGCCAGAUCUGGGUCUCGUCCGUCUUCGCCUUCUUCUUCGCCGGCUCCUACUUCAUCAUCAUCUACUACCUGCCCAUCUACUUCCAGAGCGUCGACAACGCGAGCCCGACCGAGUCGGGCGUGCGCAACCUGCCGCUGAUCAUAGCCGUCACCAUCGCGACCGUGCUCUCGGGCGUGGCCAUCACGGCCACGGGCAUCGCCGCCCCGGUGGCCGUCGGCGGCUCGGCCGUCGGCACCGUCGCUGCCGGCCUGCUCUACACGCUCGACAUCGGCACCGGCGCCGGCAAGUGGAUCGGCUACCAGAUCCUCGCCGGCCUCGCAUGGGGUGCUGCCUUCCAGGUGCCCAUCAUCACCGGCCAAGCCUCGGCGGCGCCCCACGACAUGUCGUCUGUCACCGCCAUCAUUCUAUUCUUCCAGAUAGUCGGCGGCGCCUUCUUGGUCUCGGCCGCUCAGUCGGCCUUCGUCAACAAAAUGGUCCACGAGCUGGCAACGUCGGCGCCCUCGCUCGACCCGCUCAUCGUCCUGGGCACGGGGGCGACCCAGAUCCGCGACGUGUUCCCCGCCGACGCGGUCCCGGGCAUCGUGGUGGCCUACAUGCAGGGCAUCAAGACGGCCCUGGCGCUGGUUAUCGGCACGACCGGAGUCGCUUUCUUGGUCAGCCUGUUCAGCAACUUCAAGAGGCUGAAUACCGAAGCGCUCAAGACGGGCGGCGCGGCGGCGUAA